AUGAUGAUGGCGGCACUCACAGCUAUUUUGCCCGUAGUGGCAAGAAGUUCGAGUCUUGCACUGAACAUCUAUCGAGUGGCGGCUGGCGAGCAGGAGACCGCAAGGGAUUUGGUCAAGGUCGCAAAAGUCGUCAACCAAUUUGCGUCCAAUCUCAAGCAGAUUGGAACCAUGAUCAAGGAAGAAGACCGUUUGCCCUCGCCUGAGGCUAUUGAGAUUUUGGAAGAUGUGACUGGCCAAGCCCAAGAAAUACUCAAUGCGAUCGAGUCCGCUACGGCUGCAGUGGAUGGCGAGCAAAAACAUCGCAAACAUGCUGGAUCAUUGACGGGUAGUGAUUACUUGCCACAUGGCUCAAUGGCUGCUGGUAGUAACUUGAGCUACCUCUCAGCCCAUCUCGAAGCCCUCUGUGCGACCUUGUCCGUGCAGCUUCAGACUCUUUUCACGGCCCAGAGUAUCAUGUGGUCAAAGCUUCGUCCAACAAUCUCACCACAACAAGCGAAUAAGGCUGUAGAAAAUGAAAAGAUACAGCUACAAUCCUUGAUAAUCGAACAACAAAUUUUGAUCCUGACAGCCGCCAAAAUCUUCGAAGAAGGCGCAUCAAAAGGCGACAGGCUCCGGGUGGAAACCAAUGAUUCAAAGAUUCUCGUUUCUGGCAGCAGCAAGAACACGCCAGGCCCGGCCCAAUUACAUCGGUACCAAGAUCGAUACAUUACGAGUCUUGAUAUGUCAUCCUCAAAUGAAGCUGGUUGGCUGCCAGCAGUAUCGAGCAUCACAGUAUCCCAGUCCGAGCGUCUGUUGGAGAGAUGGACCAGCCUGCCUCAGUUUGACGACCGCGUCCGCGCCGCUGAGCGUGAGGAUCAAAAGCAGAAGCUUCAGGAUAAACAGGCCACAGUGGAAUCGGAUAGUGAAGAUGAAGAUGAUGCAACCACGAAACUUGCCAGUGAUGGAGCAAGACGUAGACAAUCUGGAAGUGUACAGCCGCUCUUCACGGACGUGAACGAGUCCCGCGAUACUCUCAACGCCUCGAAAAGUGACAAAUCGAUACCAUCAUCGCCUGCAUCCAGUGUAGAUAGCCUCCCCGUUGAGGCAGCAGCGGCCGUCGAAGCCAAGGAAGAGGAUGACGAUGUCGACCUCGAGAUACCUUGGACCUUGUGUGCACGAAAGUACUACUGGGAAUUCAUCGACGCCAAACAGAUCAGCAGCAACACUGACCACGCGCCCUCCCUCGCCUACCAGGAACGAAACAGUUGGACGGAAAUACUGGCGAGCUGGGUAUGCAAGGAAGCCAUCAGGGAAGCAGGCUUCAGAUUCACACCGGUACAAAAGGACCGCAAGGAUGGAAGGCGAACCAGAUUCGAGACUUUGUUCUUGAUCGAAAGGCCAUUGCAAUUUGAUCAUGUGAAGAAUCUUGUCGAACGUACAGUCGAGAUUUACAGACGAGAUGCACCACCCACGCCCCCUGUACCGCGAACGAAAAGAUCGUCUUCUCAUCGACCGCCGCCACCGCAGAUGAACAACGGUGUUGAUCGAGAUAGAACGCCAUUACCACGCAACACCCACCCCCCACUCGACCGCUCAGACACUGCCUUCCUCGCACCCCUACCAGGCCCUCCCCCACUACCACGAAAUCCCAACCCCCAAAUCCCAAUCCCCAUUCCACAAAAUCCCCAGAACGCACAGUUACCACCUCGACCACGAUCCCCGCACCUCCCCGGCUAUCCCACCCAACCACAGCCACAGCCAUAUACACACCCACCCGCAAACCAGCCCCCGUAUCCUGCCUCGCCGCCACAAUACUCGUAUCCACCCAAUACGCUUAAUCAGAAUAUGAAUACGAAUAUGAAUAUGCAGACACCGACCUCCCUUGGUCAUCACUCUGCCCAACCACCUUCGCGACAACCCCAGAUUCACCCACAUCGUACUGCAAAUGCACAUGCCCAUGCCCCCAGCUGUUACUACGAUGACACUACGACGUCGGAGUCUGACUCUGGGGACUGGGAGAGGUAUCGUGCGAGGAGACGGGAGAGGGAGUGGCGGAGGAAGAUCGAGAUAGGGAAAGGGAAAAAGAAAGAGAAAGAGAAAGAGAAAGAGAAAGAGAAAGAGAAAGAGAAAGAGAAAGGGAAAGAGAAAGAGAAAGAGAAAGAGAAAGAGAAAGGGAGAGAAGAAAACGAAAAAGAACGAGUAAAGCUGCGGGAGCACUCUUGGGAGUCGGAGGCUUGA
Messenger RNA from Plenodomus lingam JN3, 2217 nucleotides. Lineage: Eukaryota; Fungi; Ascomycota; Dothideomycetes; Pleosporales; Leptosphaeriaceae. The record is from RefSeq and is a predicted model, not a curated record.